Anopheles nili is the source of this 840-nucleotide messenger RNA. Its product is annotated as cytochrome b5 domain-containing protein 1. The transcript is spliced from 3 exons. The coding region runs from base 1 to 840 and encodes 279 amino acids. Lineage: Eukaryota; Metazoa; Arthropoda; Insecta; Diptera; Culicidae. The record is from RefSeq and is a predicted model, not a curated record.
AUGUGCUGUGAAACCGAACCAAAGCCCAAUAAAUUCUAUCUUCCCGAUGAAGUCGUUAUCCACAACGAACAGUCCAGUGCGUGGGUGAGCAUCCAUGGGACCGUUAUCGAUAUCACGCCAAUGUUUGGUCCACCCGAGAGAAAGGCUCCAUUGAAGAAGACACUGCAGUGGUUGUUGGCACUCGCUGGGCAGGAUUUGAGCGCGUUCUUCUACCAGAAUAUGUCGCCCGUUGAGUGGACGAACCGACUCGGCGAACAGGUUCCAGAGCUCGUGCCCUGUUUGGAGCGUAAUCCUGCCACUGGUCUGCCCUGGUGGCGUGAUCCAACCCUGAUCAUUGGCCGCAUCACGUUCCACCCGUGCCCGGUGAGGAUCAUCAACACGUUGACAUUCCACACGACGGAAAUGACCGUUUGCUACGAAGAUACGAUCGCCGAUGUGCGGGAAAAGUACCUGCGCUACAACGACAACGCGUGUCAGUACGAAUGGCGCAAAGAUCUGCAAGAGGGCACAGAAAAGGGCAAGUUGCAGUUGGAUAAAACGCUGACGGAAAACGGCUAUCUGGUCAGUCUUCAAAAUCCGAUACCGGUAAUUUGGAUUUUCUACAUUCUUCCCCCCGGGCUUACGGACGCGGAAAGCGAUCUAAUGGCCGAUGAUAUCUCGGACAGCCAUUCCGGAAAAUGUGACCCACCGACCGAGCGACCUGCAGAUUUCUCAGACCACUCCUUCACGUCCAUCUCGCCGGUGGUCAGUGGAAAACAGCGUGGAAGUACGGCUGCAGCCACAAACGGUGUGGGCGUCGUGCGCGAGAUGGUUGAAGCGAUGGAGAAAAUUACAAUAUAA